AUGGAUGACAGUAUGAUACAAAGGUUGAUGGAAACUGUCGAACUCAUAAACGCCAAUCUCGAUACAUCUCCUGCCUCCUGGCGGGACCAACUGCCAGCAAUCCGCAACACAACCGCCUCUUUCGAAAUAGUUGAUGCGGUUCCGGAUGAAGAACGCAGAAAAUGGCAGUUGCCGCUUAUCAGCGUCUUUCAGCGUGUGGCCUUUGCCGAUGCUGAUAAUGGUGCUGUUCAAGACUUAGGGGACUGGUGUCUGCGUCAGCUAGUGACCUUGCUGCAGAUAUAUCCAGAAAACGUUGACAUUCUAACUUUAAUUGGUCGAAACUGGUUGCUGCGAGCGCAAAAAGCUUUGUCAAGUAUUGCGCGGACAGAGAGAAAUUCUUUUAGCAGCGAUACAAGCAAUUUUAGACUCCUGAGCUCAACGACAAGGGGCUUGGUUGAAGCCGAACAGCGACUACACCAAGCAGUCUAUAUCGAAGCCCGGGGAUUGUUGUUACCAGCUACCGACUAUCUCCAGCGCGCAGUAUACGUAGCAACAGAACAGGGCGUCGUCACCGGCCAUCUUCUGUCUAUGGCUGCCGAGGCGUUUAUGAGUCUUGGAAACAUCACCUCGGUCAUGGCCAACGGUCGGUAUUUUCAGCAAGCAAUUGCUUAUCUACGAGCUGCAAGAGAGACCCCGAAUUACUUUCUAUCCCCCCAUCUGGAACAGUACCUGGAGGGAUACGGUCCUCUCUAUGACGAUGUGUGA
Molecule: messenger RNA, 744 nt
Organism: Alternaria atra
Lineage: Eukaryota; Fungi; Ascomycota; Dothideomycetes; Pleosporales; Pleosporaceae
Exons: 4
Coding region: 1-744 (247 amino acids)
Source: RefSeq, a predicted model, not a curated record